CUGAGAAGUUUGCACCAUGGCUCCUACCGUCCACUCCCUGCCUCCGCCGCCCGGCUCGGAUAUUGAUUUCGGGGCUAUUGUCGAGAAUGUUGAUCUGGAGAACCUGAGCGAUGAGGAUUUUGCGGUAAUUCACCGGGCAUUGUAUGAGAAUCUUGUCGUGGUGGUCAAGAAUCAACAACACGUCUCCCCGAAGGCGCAGUACGAACUUACCCGACGCUUUGAUCCGGCUGCCUCGCAAUACGGUCACGGCAAGACCCUCGAUGCCAAGCGGAGUAUUCUGCAUCCCGAUCUCAAGACGGUCCCUCAUCAACCCCAGGUGCAAGUCAUCGGCCACGGCUUCGUCGAUGCCUAUGAAGGUCUCACUGAUAUCCAACUGAAACAUCCCCAUCACCGUACCUUUCACCGUGACGCGAUCCCCGACGAGGAAGACUAUGAUUUUACCCGCUUUUACCGCUGGCAUAUCGAUGCCGCGCUGUAUGAUUUCUAUCCGCCUAACGUGACGACAUUAUUGGCGGUUCGUGUUCCCAAGGGUCGACGACAGACUCUGCGGUAUGAUGAUGGUUCGAAUGAGACGUUGGAUGUACCGCUAGGAACGACCGCGUUUGUCAGUGGCGAGAGAAUGUUCGAGUUGCUCUCCGAUGAGGAGAAGGAGUUUGCUCGGACUAGUCGGGUGGAAUAUGCACCGCAUCCGUACAUCUGGAUGAGUUCUGCGCGGGCCCUUCCCACCGGUCUCGGUCUGUACUCUGAGGACCGGGAACUCCCUCUUUCUGAUCUUCCCCCGAUCGACGAAUCCAAGAUUCAAAUCCUACCCAUGGUCUGGAAGAACCCCGUCACCGGGAAGCCAGCGCUACAGAUCCACCCCUCUGCCGUGCGUAAGAUCCACUGCAAAGACGGCACGGUGAUCGAGGAUCUGAAGCAAGUGCGAGAGAUCGUGUACAAACUGCAGCGACCGGCAAUUAGUCCUGCGUAUGUAUAUCCCCAUGACUGGGAAGAGGGUGAUCUCGUCCUGUUCAACAAUCGGGGCGUCAUUCACUCGGUGGUUGGGGCGUUUGGCAAGGAUGAGGUCCGACUGUUUCGCCAGUGUAACCUGGCGGCGGGAGAGGCGCCACUGGCGUAUGAGUGAUCUCGUAGAUCCAAUGUUGGGACACCCUUGUCUCUCCGUCUGCUCCCAGAUGGCAGUGAUAUAUCGGUUUGCCCUACUGGUAUGAGUACAACAUACAAUGUAAUAUACUUAUCUUAUAUC
This is a messenger RNA of Aspergillus ibericus CBS 121593, 1243 nucleotides long. Its product is annotated as TauD/TfdA family dioxygenase. The record is from RefSeq and is a predicted model, not a curated record. Bases 17 to 1123 code for a protein of 368 amino acids. NCBI's taxonomy places the organism in Eukaryota, Fungi, Ascomycota, Eurotiomycetes, Eurotiales, Aspergillaceae. Gene Ontology annotation, molecular function: oxidoreductase activity. The transcript has 3 exons.